AUGGAGCAGAUCAAUAACAUUCAGGUGGUUCCGUGCACCAGCUCGAACUAUUUGAGACCGUUUAGGGUGCAUUAUAACCAGAAUGGAACAAAGAAGUCCUGGGACUUUAUGCAAACCCAUGAUAGUGUCUCUGUGCUGAUUUUCAACACCACAUCACACUGUUUCAUCUUGGUCAAGCAGUUUCGCCCAGCUGUAUACAUGAGCGAAUGGGAGCGAAGCAAACCCAAGCCCCUGCAGCCUGCGGAAGAAGAGUCAGAAUCAACAGAACCCAAAGUCCCGGAAGAGGACAAAGCAGGGGAGACGAGCGAAGAGACGUCCAGCCACCAACCUCCAGCUUCGGCAGGCGUGACCUUUGAGCUGUGUGCAGGCCUUGUGGACAAACCCAACCUCUCUCUGGAGGAGAUCGCCAGGCAGGAGGUGCUGGAGGAGUGCGGCUAUGAUGUACCAGUCACCAAACUGAGAAAGAUCACGUCAUACAGGUCAGGAGUGGGAGUCACUGGAUCCAAGCAGACCAUGUUUUACGCCGAGGUGUCCGAAGAGAACCGCGUCGGAGAGGGAGGAGGUAAACCUCAAGAGGGUGAACUGAUCGAGGUGGUUAAAGUUCCCCUUCACGAAGCCAUGACCUUCGCCUUUGACGAGAGCAUCCCGAAAACAAUGGGAGUCAUUUUCAGCUUCAUCUGGUUCCACAGCAACAUGUCGCCGAAGUACAAGAUCUCCACCAACGUGUAA
This is a messenger RNA of Danio rerio (zebrafish), 729 nucleotides long. RefSeq names its product nudix (nucleoside diphosphate linked moiety X)-type motif 14 (gene nudt14). Gene Ontology annotation, molecular function: ADP-ribose diphosphatase activity; metal ion binding; hydrolase activity. The record is from RefSeq and is marked provisional. Gene Ontology annotation, cellular component: cytosol. NCBI's taxonomy places the organism in Eukaryota, Metazoa, Chordata, Actinopteri, Cypriniformes, Danionidae.